AUUACUCUAGCGUAACUAUGUAGGGUAUAUUGAAAAGAGAAGGAAAAAGAUAAUUGGAAACAGCGCGCGAUCGACGGCAGAACGUAGCUCCACACGUUUACUUUCAUCAGUUGACCCGCGACUCCCAAGGUAAAAGGAAGCUCAGCAUUGGUCUCCGAAGGCAAUACAGUUCGUCACUGAACUACAAGACCGUUGAAGCGUUUGUGACUGCUGUGAGAAUCCCAACGAUGCCCAGGUUAUCGCUGUGGCCCAACAAGUGCCGGGCAUGCAGGGGCCAGCCCACGCCCCCUCCGUGCUACCAGUGCACCUUCAACCUUCAGAUUCCGCCCCCGAAGUACAAGUCGCUCCCCAGCCACGUCCGGGACACCGCGCAUUGGGACCGAAGUCCUUCCCGCGAGGAAACAGCGCCGUCGUUCUACCUCGACGAUCCUGACGUCCUGGAGGAGGAGCAGGAGCUGGAGCAGCAGAUCGUCACCCAGCGAAGCUUCUACGAGGAGGAGCCCCGCGGCUUGAGCACUCUCGCCGCGACGACGCAGAGCGAUCUCUCCAUCCACAUGUUGGCGCAGUCCCUCAGGCAUAUUGCCCUCGCCUUCGUGCCCACCGAUGCCACGGCGACCCAGGAGAAGGCCCCGACGCCGCCUCAGCGAUCAAGGCACCGGAGUUCGCCAGCCAUUCCCACCACGAGCAGGCACGACCUUCUGGGCAGACGUUGCUCAGGCCCUCUCGUUCUGCCUCAUUUGGACCGCCCCGAGAGACCUCCUUGGGCCACCAGCUCGACCAGCACCUCCCAGUCCUCUCGCUCGUCCUCUCCAGGUCCUCAGAACCUGCUCUCGGCGCUCUCCAGCAGGUUCUCCGCGGGUUCUGACCUGUACGAACUCCUCAACACCACGCCAGGAGAACCGCUGUCGCCACGCUGUUCGCCUCUGCCUUGUCAGUUACUUAUACCAGAGUGAAGGAGAAUAUGUUUUUCUUUUGUUUUUGUUCUUCCUGUUCUUUCGACGUAGGAGGAGGCCUCGUGCCCUUAUGCUGCUCUCCUCAGCCGAUUCCUAAUACCUGAGUCAUGGAUCUGUUUUCUUUUUCUUUCAUUUCUUCUUCUUCUCCUUUUCCGUCUUCUUCAUGUUCGUUUUCUUCUUAUUAUUUUCUUAUCAUCAUCGCCAUUUCCCUCUUUCCCUUCUCUUUCUUCUUUUGUACUCCCUACAUACCUCCUCCUCCUUUACCAACAACUCUAUAGCGAAGGAUCUGCUGUUGUUUUUUCCCCGUUCUUUCAAAAGCUAGAAAGAGCGUGUGGAAAUGUUUUAAGAUUACUGAAGGAAAAAAAUAAAUGAAUAAAAGACAAAAAAACAAAAACAGAAGAUAUACAAGUGUUCAAAGACCGUUUAUAUACCAAUUAACCCACCGCUUGUGAAUUUGUUGAGACGAAAAAUGUUACCUAUUGGUUCAGAUAAUUAAGGUUAAGCUAGAUUGUUAGCUUAUAAGAAUGGCCAGCGUUGUAAAUACUUAUUUUUUUUUACCUGUGAUGUAAAUAGUUUUAUGUAUUGUUCAUCGUGUAUUUUCACAUAUCAUUGUUUUUUUCAUGUCAUAUUUAAUUCAUUUUUGUAAAUACAUACAUUUUAAUAUAAGUAAAAAAAAACAA
Messenger RNA from Penaeus chinensis, 1633 nucleotides. RefSeq lists its product as uncharacterized. Lineage: Eukaryota; Metazoa; Arthropoda; Malacostraca; Decapoda; Penaeidae. The record is from RefSeq and is a predicted model, not a curated record. Bases 228 to 953 code for a protein of 241 amino acids. The transcript has 2 exons.